Zingiber officinale is the source of this 774-nucleotide messenger RNA. RefSeq lists its product as uncharacterized. Bases 1 to 774 code for a protein of 257 amino acids. The transcript is spliced from 5 exons. The record is from RefSeq and is a predicted model, not a curated record. NCBI's taxonomy places the organism in Eukaryota, Viridiplantae, Streptophyta, Magnoliopsida, Zingiberales, Zingiberaceae.
AUGGUUGAUGAAUCUCGAGAUAUUUCAGUGAAGGAGCAAAUGGGAGUUGUUUUGAGAUAUGUGAACAAAAGAGGACAGGAUGCUAUUGAUGCUUUAUUUGUGAAACAUGGAUUAUCAUUAUCUAGACUGAGAGGUCAAGGAUAUGAUGGAGCUUCAAAUAUGCGGGAUGAAUUCAAUGGGUUGAAAUCUCUCAUUUUGCAAGAAAAUCCAUAUGCAAGGGAAGAAGGAUGGCAUACAAUUACAGAUAAAGUCAACACAUUUUGUGAGUUGAAUGAGAUCCCAGUGCCGGAGAAGAAAGAUAAUUGUUUGAUUGGUGGUUGUAGUAGACGUAGAAGGCAAGUCAUCACCAAUCUGCAUUAUUAUCAUGAGGAGAUUUUCUAUCAGGUUGUUGAUUUAGUUAUACAAGAUAUGAAUACUCGUUUUUCAGAAGUUGUCACAGAAUUGCUUAGUUAUAUAGCAUGUCUUCAUCCAAGGAAUUCUUUUUCUGAAUUCAAUGUUCAGAAACUCGGUCGACUUUGUGAUUUAUAUCCUGAGGACUUCUUAACAAAUGAUUUUGUGACCGCUUCUGUUGAAAGAGUAUUUUCUGCGAUGAAGAUGAUAAAGAUUGAUUUACGUAACAGAAUGAGAGACAAGUGGAUGAAUGACAGUCUAGUCAUAUACAUUGAGAAAGAUAUCUUUUCAACAAUUGAAAAUGAGCAAAUAUUGCAGCGUUUCCAAAAGAUGAAAAGCCACAGGAUGCAGUUGCCUCCUCUUUCUUAUCCAAUGACCACCUAA